Messenger RNA from Musca vetustissima, 1207 nucleotides. RefSeq names its product glutamine synthetase 1, mitochondrial-like. Gene Ontology annotation, molecular function: glutamine synthetase activity. Gene Ontology annotation, cellular component: cytoplasm. NCBI's taxonomy places the organism in Eukaryota, Metazoa, Arthropoda, Insecta, Diptera, Muscidae. The transcript has a single exon. The coding region runs from base 1 to 1203 and encodes 400 amino acids. The record is from RefSeq and is a predicted model, not a curated record.
AUGGCUCUACGUUGCCUUGGUCUACUGCUUAGCAAAGAACUAUCUGCCUCCUUGCGUCAAACUCGCGCCUUGAGCACCACUUCGCGCCUUUCGUCCAGUGAUUUUUUGAAAAAUUCGCCCAACAAUGCCUUGGAUAAAUCCAUACUGAGCCGCUAUAAAUUCUUGGAAACCCCCAGUGAUCGUCUGCAAGCCACCUAUCUGUGGAUCGAUGGCACCGGAGAAAAUAUCCGCGUCAAGGAUCGUGUUCUUAAUAAAAUCCCCAAAGAUGUUUCGGAUUUACCAAAAUGGCAAUACGAUGGCAGUUCCACAUAUCAAAGUCAGGGUGAAAAUUCCGAUACUACGCUAGUGCCCCGGGUCAUUUAUCGUGAUCCCUUCAAGCCGGGUAAGAACGACAUCAUUGUCAUGUGCGAUACCUAUUUGCCCAAUGGUGAGCCAACACCUUCGAACAAACGUUUUGCCCUGCAGAAUGCAAUUGAUAAGGUGGGCCAUGAGGAGCCUUGGUUUGGCAUUGAACAGGAAUACACGUUGCUCGAUGUAGAUGGACGUCCCUUCGGCUGGCCUGCCAACGGCUAUCCUGCUGCCCAGGGGCCUUACUAUUGUGGUGUGGGAGCUGAUCGUGUCUACGCCCGGGAUUUGGUUGAGGCCCACACAUUGGCAUGUCUCUAUGCCGGUAUUGAUUUUAGCGGCACCAAUGCCGAAGUAAUGCCCGCCCAAUGGGAAUAUCAAGUCGGUCCCAGUUUGGGCAUUAAGGCCAGUGAUGAUCUAUGGGUCUCGCGUUACAUUCUACAACGUAUUGCUGAGGAGUUUGGCAUUGUGGUGACAUUUGAUCCCAAACCCGUUGAGGGACCAUGGAAUGGCGCUGGCGCCCAUACCAAUUUCUCCACCAAGGCGAUGCGGGCUGAUGGUGGCAUGAAAGCCAUUGAAGAGGCAAUUGAAAAGCUCAGCCAUCAUCAUGAACGUCACAUCAAGGCCUAUGAUCCCAAAGAGGGUAAGGAUAAUGAGAGACGUUUGGUGGGACGAUUGGAAACCUCCAGCAUUGAUAAAUUCUCUUGGGGUGUUGCCAAUCGCAGUGUCAGUGUGAGGGUGCCCCAGGGUGUUGCCACUGCUGGAAAGGGUUAUUUCGAAGAUCGUCGUCCAAGUUCAAAUUGUGAUCCCUAUGCUGUGUGUGAUGCUCUCAUUAGAACCUGUCUGCUCAAUGAGUAAAAAU